Owenia fusiformis is the source of this 16753-nucleotide messenger RNA. Lineage: Eukaryota; Metazoa; Annelida; Polychaeta; Sabellida; Oweniidae. The record is from the annotation of a GenBank genome assembly.
AACAUUACAAUAUGAACAACAGAAUAUCUUAAUAUUAUGGCUAAAUUUGCAUUAUGUUAUACAUUUCUGACAUGAUAAGAAAACAUGAGAAGUAAUGCAGGCAUAUCAAAAUAUACAUUCAAAUGAUAUAAAUGUACAAACCAAACGAGAAAAUAUUAAUUACAUUUGAAAUAUUAUUGCUGAAGUUUGUGUGGUCAGUAGAUAUUUUCCCUUUUCCUUUAUUUCAGUAAAUAAUACUCCAUCAGUGUAGCCAAUUAAGUAAAGACAUUAUUAAAUAAUUAAGUAUUGAAAAGAGAAAUGUCUUUGUUUUAGAUAAUGAAAAGACGAAAUAAAAAAGCAAUCCCAGAAAAGAUCGAAGAAGAUGUUAUUGCAAAGAGUGAACGUGACAAUGAAGUUAAACCCGAGAAUGUCCAAAAGGACAGCAAAAUCAUCCCAGAUAAUGAAACACAAGAUCAACUUGAUGAAUUGGAUGGUAUCAACUCUAGCUUAAAAGAUGCUAAUAAGAAAUUAGAAGAGGAGGUGAAUGAAUACAAGGAGAAGAACAAAAAGCUGGUUGAUAACAAAGUCAAGCUUAAAGAAAAGAUAAAUGAUGCUGCAAAUGAGAUAAUGGCCAAAAUAGAAGAAAAUAAGAAACAUAAAAAUCAUAUAAACCAACUUGAAGAAGAACUGAAAAAGGUUCCAAAUGGAAAAGAAAAAGUGGAGGAAAUAAAGAAAUCUGUUCCAGAGGAUGAAAACAAAAAAGAAGUCCCGCAAAUUGUUGAUGUGAAUAAAAUGAGUGAAAAUGACAUUGCCUCCUUAGUUGAUGAACUUGAGGUUUUAAAGAAACAACAUGAAGACAUGGAGACGCUUAACAAAAUUUUGCAAGAUGACAAAAAGGGACUCGCUGAAGUGAAAGAAAGACUAGAGAAUGCGAGACAUGAAUUGAAAGGUAAAGAUGCCCUAAUCAGGCAAUUAGAAGAAGAAUUGAACAAGUCUCCAAAAGGUAAGGAAGAGUUAGAGAAAAUAAAGACAAGUGUUAAGGAGAAUCUAAAAAGAAAAGAACCCAAGGCUACUGAAGAAUCUGUACCAACAGCAAAAGAAGCCAAGCAGCUACCAGAUACUAAGUUACAAGAACUAAUGGAUGAGUUGGCAUCAACAAAGAAUCAACUGAAAGAUCAAGAGGCUCUCAUGAAGCAACUGGAAGCUGCAACUGAACAGAAAGACAAUGAGGAUAAGGAUCAGAGUCAUAAAGAUGAUAAAAUCAAAGAACUCAAAGAUAAAAACAAGACACUUAAGAGUAAGGUUUUGGAAGCAGCAAAUGAAGUUAAGGAAAGGAUCAAGGAAAAUAAAGUGCAAGAAAAUCAGAUCAGGGCACUUGAAUAUGAACUCAAAAAGAUUCCCAAAGGGAAAGACAAGAUAGAAGAGAUCAGGAAAAUUGUUCCAGAGAAAACAGAACAAAAGAAAGAUAAAACUCCUGGUGUAGAGGAUGUGAAGAAAAUGAGUGAUAUGGAAAUUGAUGCAUUAACAGAAAAGCUUGACUGUCUUGAGAAAGAGGUUGAUGACUUGAAAGCACUUAAUAAAAUCUUAGAAGAUGACAAGAAAGGAGUUGGUGAAGUUAAACAGAGGCUAGAAGAUGCCAGAAAUGAGGUGAAAAAUAAAAACUCACAAAUAAGACAGCUUGAAGAGGUACUCAAAAACUCAGCUAAAGGGAAAGAAGAAGUAGAGAAAAUCAAGAAUCAAAUUGGGGAAGAGCUGAUAAAAGUAUCUGAUGUCAAAGUCCAAUCUGUACCAAGGGCUAAAGAAGCCAAAGAAUUACCAGAUGCAAAGCUGCAAGAACUAAUGGAUGAGUUGACAUCAACAAAGAAUCAACUGAAAGAUCAAGAGGCUCUCAUGAAUCAACUGGAAGCUGCAACUGAACAGAAAGACAAUGAGGAUAAGGAUCAGAGUCCUAAAGAUGAUGAAAUCAAAGAAUUAAAAGAUAAAAACAAGAAACUUAAGACUAUGAUUUCUGAAGCAACAAAGGAAGUGAAGGAAAAGAUCAAGGAAAAUAAAGACAAUAAAAAUCAAAUUAGGAAACUUGAAGAUGAACUCAAAAAGAUUCCCAAAGGUGAAGAUAAAGUUGAAGAGAUCAAGAAAAGUGUUUCAGAGAGAAUUGAGAAAAGGAAAGAUAAAACUCCAAAUGUGAAUGAUGUCAAGAAAAUGAAUGAAAUGGAAAUUGCUGAUUUGAUGGACCAGUUUGGUAUUCUAAAGAAAGAAGUUGAUGACUUGGAAGCACUCAAUAAAAUUCUAGAAGAUGAUACGAAAGGAGUUGGUAAAGUUAAACAGAGACUAGAAGAUGCCAGGGAUGAAUUGAAAAGUAAAGACUCUCAAAUAAGGCAACUGGAAGAGGAACUAAAGAAAUCACCCAAAGGCAAAGAAGAGGUUGAAAAGAUUCAAAAUGAAACCAAAAAAGAACAACAGAAGAAAACAGCAAAGGCUAAUGAAGAAUCUAUACCAACAGCAAAAGAAGCCAAGCAGCUACCAGAUACUAAGUUACAAGAACUAAUGGAUGAGUUGGCAUCAACAAAGAAUCAACUGAAGGAUCAAAAGGCUCUCAUGAAGCAACUGGAAGCUGCAACUGAACAGAAAGACAGUGAGGAUAAGGAUCAGAGUCAUAGAAAUGAUAAAAUCAAAGAACUCAAAGAUAAAAACAAGAAACUUAAGACUAUGAUUUCUGAAGCAGCAAAGGAAGUGAAGGAAAAGAUCAAGGAAAAUAAUGAGAAAGAAAAUCAAAUAAGGAAACUUGAAGAUGAACUCAAAAAGAUUCCAAAAGGUGAAGAUAAAGUUGAAGAGAUCAAGAAAAGUGUUCCAGAGGGAAUUGAGAAAAAGAAAGAUAAAACUCCAAAAGUGAAUGAUGUCAAGAAAAUGAAUGAUAUGGAAAUUGCUGAUUUGAUGAACCAGUUUGGUAUUCUAAAGAAAGAAGUUGAUGACUUGGAAGCACUCAAUAAAAUGCUAAAAGAUGAUAAGAAAGGAGUUGGUGAAGUUAAACAGAGGCUAGAAGAUGCCAGGGAUGAAGUGAAAAGUAAAGACUCUCAAAUAAGGCAACUGGAAGAGGAACUAAAGAAAUCACCCAAAGGCAAAGAAGAGGUUGAAAAGAUUCAAAAUGAGACCAAAAAAGAACAACAGAAGAAAACAGCAAAGGCUAAUGAAGAAUCUGUACCAACAGCAAAAGAAGCCAAGGAGCUACCAGAUACUAAGUUACAAGAACUAAUGGAUGAGUUAGCAUCAACAAAGAAUCAAUUGAAAGAUCAAGAGGCUCUCUUGAAGCAACUGGAAGUUACAACUGAACAAAAAGACAACGAGGAUAAGGACAAGAGUCCUAAAUAUGAUGAAAUCAAAGAAUUAAAAGAUAAAAACAAUAAACUGAAGAGUAUGAUUUCAGAAGCAGCAAAUGAAGUGAAAGAAAAGAUCAAGGAAAAUAAAAAGAAGGAAAAUCAAAUAAGGAAACUUGAAGAUGAACUCAGAAAGAUUCCCAAAGGUGAAGAUAAAGUUGAAGAGAUCAAGAAAAGUGUUCCAGAGAGAAAUGAGAAAAGUCUAAAUAAAACUCCAAAUGUGAAUGAUGUAAGGAAGAUGGAUGAUAUGGAAAUUGCUGCCUUAAUGGACCAGCUUGGUAUUCUGCAGAAAGAAGUUGAUGACCUGGAAGCACUAAAUAAAAUUCUAGAAGAUGAUAAGAAAGGCAUUGGUGAAGUUAAAGAGAGGCUAGAAGAUGCCAGGGAUGAAUUGAAAAGUAAAGUUUAUCAAAUAAGGCACUUGGAAGAGGAACUAAAGAAAUCACCUAAAGGCAGAGAAGAAGUUGAGAUGAUCCAAAAUGAAACCAAAAAAGAACAACAAAAGAAAACAGCAAAGGCUAAUGAAGAAUCUGUACCAACAGCAAAAGAAGCAAAGGAGCUACCAGAUACUAAGUUACAAGAACUAAUGGAUGAGUUGGCAUCAACAAAGAAUCAACUGAAAGAUCAAGAGGCUCUCAUGAAGCAACUGGAAGCUGCAACUGAACAGAAAGACAAUGAGGAUAAGGAUCAGAGUCCUAAAGAUGAUGAUAUCAAAGAAUUAAAAGAUAAAAACAAGAAACUAAAGACUUUGAUUUCCGAAGCAGCAAAGGAAGUGAAGGAAAAGACAAAGGGAAACAAAGAGAAGGAAAAACAAAUUAAGAAACUUGAAGAUGAACUCAAAAAGAUUCCCAACGGUGAAGAUAAAGUUGAAGAGAUCAAGAAAAAUGUUCCGGAGAGAAUUGAGAAAAAGAAAGAUAAAACACCAAAUGUGAAUGAUGUAAAGAAAAUGAAUGAUAUGGAAAUUGCUGCUUUAAUGGACCAGAUUGGGAUUCUGAAGGAGGAAGUUGAUGACUUGGAAGCACUAAAUAAAAUUCUAUUAGAUGAUAAUAAAGGAGUUGGUGAAGUUAAACAGAGGCUAGAAGAUGCCAGGGAUGAAUUAAAAAGUAAAGACUCUCAAAUAAGGCAACUGGAAGACGAACUAAAGAAAUCACCCAAAGGCAAAGAAGAGGUUGAAAAGAUUCAAAAUGAAACCAAAAAAGAACAACAGAAGAAAACAGCAAAGACUAAUGAAGAAUCUGUACCAACAGCAAAAGAAGCCAAGCAGCUACCAGAUACUAAAUUACAAGAACUAAUGGAUGAGUUGGCAUCAACAAAGAAUCAACUGAAAGAUCAAGAGGCUCUCAUGAAGCAACUGGAAGCUGCAACUGAACAGAAAGACAGUGAGGAUAAGGAUCAGAGUCAUAAAGAUGAUAAAAUCAAAGAAUUAAAAGAUAAAAACAAGAAACUUAAAAGUAUGAUUUCUGAAGCAGCAAAGGAAGUGAAGGAAAAGAUCAAGGAAAAUAAAGACAAUACAAAUCAAAUUAAGAAACUUGAAGAUGAACUCAAAAAGAUUCCAAAAGGUGAAGAUAAAGUUGAAGAGAUCAAGAAAAGUGUUCCAGAGAGAAUUGAGAAAAAGAAAGAUAAAACUCCAAAUGUGAAUGAUGUCAAGAAAAUGAGUGAUAUGGAGAUCACUGCCUUAAUGGACCAGCUUGGUAUUCUGAAGAAGGAAGUUGAUGACUUGAGAGCACUUAAUAAAAUUCUAGAAGAUGAUAAGAAGGGAGUUGGUGAAGUUAAACAGAGACUAGAAGAUGCCAGGGAUGAAUUGAAAAGUAAAGACUCUCAAAUAAGGCAAUUGGAAGAGGAACUAAAGAAAUCACCUAAAGGCAGAGAAGAAGUUGAGAAGAUCCAAAAUGAAACGAAAAAAGAACAAAAAAAGAAUACAUCAAAGACAAAUGAAGAAUCUGUACCGACAGCAAAAGAAGCAAAGGGGCUACCAGAUACUGAGUUACAAGAACUAAUGGAUGAGUUGGCAUCAACAAAGAGUCAACUUAAGGAUAAAGAGGCUCUCUUGAAGCAACUGGAAGUUGCAACUGAACAGAAAGGCAAUGAGGAUAAGGAUCAGAGUCAUAAAGAUGAUAAAAUCAAAGACCUCAAAGAUAAAAACAAGAAACUUAAGACUAUGAUUUCUGAAGCAGCAAAGGAAGUGAAGGAAAAGAUCAAGGAAAACAAAGAGAAAGAAAAUCAAAUUAAGAAACUUGAAGAUGAACUAAAAAAGAUUCCCAAAGGUGAAGAUAAAGUUGAAGAGAUCAAGAAAAGUGUUCCAGAGAGAAUUGAGAAAAAGAAAGAUAAAACUCCAAAUGUGAAUGAUGUAAAGAAAAUGAAUGAUAUGGAAAUUGCUGCCUUAAUGGACCAGCUUGGUAUUCUGAAGAAGGAAGUUGAUGACUUGGAAGCUCUCAAUAAAAUUCUAGAAGAUGAUAAGAAAGGAGUUGGUGAAGUUAAACAGAGGCUAGAAGAUGCCAGGAAUGAAUUGAAAAGUAAAGACUCUCAAAUAAGGCAACUGGAAGAGGAACUAAAAAAAUCACCGAAAGGCAAAGAAGAAGUUGAAAAGAUUCAAAAUGAAACCAAAAAAGAACAACAGAAGACAAUACCAAAGACUAAUGAAGAAUCUGUACCAACAGCAAAAGAAGCCAAGCAGCUACCAGAUACUAAAUUACAAGAACUAAUGGAUGAGUUGGCAUCAACAAAGAAUCAACUGAAAGAUCAAGAGGCUCUCAUGAAGCAACUGGAAGCUGCAACUGAACAGAAAGACAAUGAGGAUAAGGAUCAGAGUCAUAAAGAUGAUAAAAUCAAAGACCUCAAAGAUAAAAACAAGAAACUUAAGACUAUGAUUUCUGAAGCAGCAAAGGAAGUGAAGGAAAAGAUCAAGGAAAACAAAGAGAAAGAAAAUCAAAUUAAGAAACUUGAAGAUGAACUCAAAAAGAUUCCGAAAGGUGAAGAUAAAGUUGAAGAGAUCAAGAAAAGUGUUGCAGAGAGAAUAGAGAAAAAGAAAGAUAAAACUCCAAAUGUGAAUGAUGUAAAGAAAAUGAAUGAUAUGGAAAUUGCUGCUUUGAUGGACCAGCUUGGUAUUUUGAAGAAGGAAGUUGAUGACUUGGAAGCUCUCAAUAAAAUUUUAGAAGAUGAUAAGAAAGGAGUUGGUGAAGUUAAACAGAGGCUAGAAGAUGCCAGGGAUGAAUUGAAAAUUAAAGACUCUCAAAUAAGGCAACUGGCAGAAGAACUAAAAAAAUCACCCAAAGGCAGAGAAGAAGUUGAAAAGAUUCAAAAUGAAACCAAAAAAGAACAACAGAAGAAAACACCAAAGACUAAUGAAGAAUCUGUACCAACAGCAAAAGAAGCCAGGCAGCUACCAGAUACUAAAUUACAAGAACUAAUGGAUGAGUUGGCAUCAACAAAGAAUCAACUGAAAGAUCAAGAGGCUCUCAUGAAGCAACUGGAAGCUGCAACUGAACAGAAAGACAAUGAGGAUAAGGAUCAGAGUCAUAAAGAUGAUAAAAUCAAAGAACUCAAAGAUAAAAACAAGAAACUUAAGACUAUGAUUUCUGAAGCAGCAAAGGAAGUGAAGGAAAAGAUCAAGGAAAACAAGGAGAAAGAAAAUCAAAUUAAGAAACUUGAAGAUGAACUCAAAAAGAUUCCGAAAGGUGAAGAUAAAGUUGAAGAGAUUAAGAAAAGUGUUCCAGAGAGAAUAGAGAAAAAGAAAGAUAAAACUCCAAAUGUGAAUGAUGUAAAGAAAAUGAAUGAUAUGGAAAUUGCUGCUUUAAUGGACCAGCUUGGUAUUUUGAAGAAGGAAGUUGAUGACUUGGAAGCUCUCAAUAAAAUUUUAGAAGAUGAUAAGAAAGGAGUUGGUGAAGUUAAACAGAGGCUAGAAGAUGCCAGGGAUGAAUUGAAAAUUAAAGACUCUCAAAUAAGGCAACUGGCAGAAGAACUAAAAAAAUCACCCAAAGGCAAAGAAGAAGUUGAAAAGAUUCAAAAUGAAACCAAAAAAGAACAACAGAAGAAAAUACCAAAGACUGAUGAAGAAUCUGUACCAACAGCAAAAGAAGCCAAGCAGCUACCAGAUACUAAAUUACAAGAACUAAUGGAUGAGUUGGCAUCAACAAAGAAUCAACUGAAAGAUCAAGAGGCUCUCAUGAAGCAACUGGAAGCUGCAACUGAACAGAAAGACAAUGAGGAUAAGGAUCAGAGUCAUAAAGAUGAUAAAAUCAAAGACCUCAAAGAUAAAAACAAGAAACUUAAGACUAUGAUUUCUGAAGCAGCAAAGGAAGUGAAGGAAAAGAUCAAGGAAAACAAAGAGAAAGAAAAUCGAAUCAAGAAACUUGAAGAUGAACUCAAAAAGAUUCCCAAAGGUGAAGAUAAAGUUGAAGAGAUCAAGAAAAGUGUUGCAGAGAGAAUAGAGAAAAAGAAAGAUAAAACUCCAAAUGUGAAUGAUGUAAAGGAAAUGAAUGAUAUGGAAAUUGCUGCCUUAAUGGACAAGCUUGGUAUUCUGAAGAAAGAAGUUGAUGACUUGGAAGCUCUCAAUAAAAUUCUAUUAGAUGAUAAGAAAGGAGUUGGUGAAGUUAAACAAAGGCUAGAAGAUGCCAGGGAUGAAGUAAAAAGUAAAGACUCUCAAAUAAGACAACUGGAAGAAGAACUAAAGAAAUCACCCAAAGGCAAAGAAGAAGUUGAAAAGAUUCAAAAUGAAACCAAAAAAGAACAACAGAAGAAAACAUCAAAGACUUAUGAAGAAUCUGUACCAACAGCAAAAGAAGCCAAGCAGCUACCAGAUACUAAAUUACAAGAACUAAUGGAUGAGUUGGCAUCAACAAAGAAUCAACUGAAAGAUCAAGAGGCUCUCAUGAAGCAACUGGAAGCUGCAACUGAACAGAAAGACAAUGAGGAUAAGGAUCAGAGUCAUAAAGAUGAUAAAAUCAAAGACCUCAAAGAUAAAAACAAGAAACUUAAGACUAUGAUUUCUGAAGCAGCAAAGGAAGUGAAGGAAAAGAUCAAGGAAAACAAAGAGAAAGAAAAUCAAAUUAAGAAACUUGAAGAUGAACUCAAAAAGAUUCCGAAAGGUGAAGAUAAAGUUGAAGAGAUCAAGAAAAGUGUUGCAGAGAGAAUAGAGAAAAAGAAAGAUAAAACUCCAAAUGUGAAUGAUGUAAAGAAAAUGAAUGAUAUGGAAAUUGCUGCUUUAAUGGACCAGCUUGGUAUUCUGAAGAAGGAAGUUGAUGACUUGGAAGCUCUCAAUAAAAUUCUAGAAGAUGAUAAGAAAGGAGUUGGUGAAGUUAAACAGAGGCUAGAAGAUGCCAGGGAUGAAUUAAAAAGUAAAGACUCUCAAAUAAGGCAACUGGCAGAAGAACUAAAAAAAUCACCGAAAGGCAAAGAAGAAGUUGAAAAGAUUCAAAAUGAAACCAAAAAAGAACAACAGAAGAAAACAGCAAAGACUAAUGAAGAAUCUGUACCAACAGCAAAAGAAGCCAAGCAGCUACCAGAUACUAAAUUACAAGAACUAAUGGAUGAGUUGGCAUCAACAAAGAAUCAACUGAAAGAUCAAGAGGCUCUCGUGAAGCAACUUGAAGCUACAACUGAACAGAAAGACAGUGAGGAUAAGGAUCAGAGUCAUAAAGAUGAUAAAAUCAAAGAACUCAAAGAUAAAAACAAGGAACUUAAGACUAUGAUUUCUGAAGCAGCAAAGGGAGUGAAGGAAAAGAUCAAGGAAAACAAAGAAAAAGAAAAUCAAAUUAAAAAACUUGAAGAUGAACUCAAAAAGAUUCCCAAAGGUGAAGAUAAAGUUGAAGAGAUCAAGAAAAGUGUUGCAGAGAGAAUAGAGAAAAAGAAAGAUAAAACUCCAAAUGUGAAUGAUGUAAAGAAAAUGAAUGAUAUGGAAAUUGCUGCUUUAAUGGACCAGCUUGGUAUUUUGAAGAAGGAAGUUGAUGACUUGGAAGCUCUCAAUAAAAUUCUAGAAGAUGAUAAGAAAGGAGUUGGUGAAGUUAAACAGAGGCUAGAAGAUGCCAGGGAUGAAUUGAAAAGUAAAGACUCUGAAAUAAGGCAACUGGCAGAAGAACUUAAAAAAUCACCCAAAGGCAAAGAAGAAGUUGAAAAAAUUCAAAAUGAAACCAAAAAAGAACAACAGAAGAAAACACCAAAGACUGAUAAAGAAUCUGUACCAACAGCAAAAGAAGCCAAGCAGCUACCAGAUACUAAAUUACAAGAACUAAUGGAUGAGUUGGCAUCAACAAAGAAUCAACUGAAAGAUCAAGAGGCUCUCGUGAAGCAACUGGAAGCUGCAACUGAACAGAAAGACAAUGAGGAUAAGGAUCAGAGUCAUAAAGAUGAUAAAAUCAAAGACCUCAAAGAUAAAAACAAGAAACUUAAGACUAUGAUUUCAGAAGCAGCAAAGGAAGUGAAGGAAAAGAUCAAGGAAAACAAAGAGAAAGAAAAUCGAAUCAAGAAACUUGAAGAUGAACUCAAAAAGAUUCCGAAAGGUGAAGAUAAAGUUGAAGAGAUCAAGAAAAGUGUUCCAGAGAGAAUUGAGAAAAAGAAAGAUAAAACUCCAAAUGUGAAUGAUGUAAAGAAAAUGAAUGAUAUGGAAAUUGCUGCCUUAAUGGACCAGCUUGGUAUUCUGAAGAAGGAAGUUGAUGACUUGGAAGCUCUCAAUAAAAUUCUAGAAGAUGAUAAGAAAGGAGUUGGUGAAGUGAAACAGAGGCUAGAAGAUGCCAGGACUGAAUUGAAAAGUAAAGAUUCUCUAAUAAGGCAACUGGCAGAAGAACUAAAAAAAUCACCGAAAGGCAAAGAAGAAGUUGAAAAGAUUCAAAAUGAAACCAAAAAAGAACAACAGAAGAAAACACCAAAGUCUAAUGAAGAAUCUGUACCAACAGCAAAAGAAGCCAAGCAGCUACCAGAUACUAAAUUACAAGAACUAAUGGAUGAGUUGGCAUCAACAAAGAAUCAACUGAAAGAUCAAGAGGCUCUCAUGAAGCAACAGGAAGCUGCAACUGAACAGAAAGACAGUGAGGAUAAGGAUCAGAGUCACAAAGAUGAUAAAAUCAAAGAACUCAAAGAUAAAAACAAGAAACUUAAGACUAUGAUUUCUGAAGCAACAAAGGAAGUCAAGGAAAAGAUCAAGGAAAACAAAGAGAAAGAAAAUCAAAUUAAGAAACUUGAAGAUGAACUCAAAAAGAUUCCCAAAGGUGAAGAUAAGGUUGAAGAGAUCAAGAAAAGUGUUUCAGAGAGAAUUGAGAAAAAGAAAGAUAAAACGCCAAAUGUCAAUGAUGUCAAGAAAAUGAAUGAUAUGGAAAUUGCUGCCUUAAUGGACCAGCUUGGUAUUCUGAAGAAGGAAGUUGAUGACUUGGAAGCUCUCAAUAAAAUUCUAGAAGAUGAUAAGAAAGGAGUUGGUGAGGUUAAACAGAGGCUAGAAGAUGCCAGGGAUGAAUUGAAAAGUAAAGACUCUCAAAUAAGGCAACUGACUGAAGAACUAAAAAAAUCACCCAAAGGCAAAGAAGAAGUUGAAAAGAUUCAAAAUGAGACCAAAAAAGAACAACAGAACAAAACAGCAAAGUCUAAUGAAGAAUCUGUACCAACAGCAAAAGAAGCCAAGCAGCUACCAGAUAUUAAAUUACAAGAACUAAUGGAUGAGUUGGCAUCAACAAAGAAUCAACUGAAAGAUCAAGAGGCUCUCGUGAAGCAACUGGAAGCUACAACUGAACAGAAACACAAUGUGGAUAAGGAUCAGAGUCAUAAAGAUGAUAAAAUCAUAGAAUUAAAAGAUGAAAACAAGAAACUUAAAAGGAUGAUUUCUGAAGCAGCAAAGGAAGUGAAGGAAAAGAUCAAGGAAAAUAAAGACAAUAAAAAUCAAAUUAAGAAACUUGAAGAUGAACUCAAAAAGAUCCCAAAAGGUGAAGAUAAAGUUGAAGAGAUCAAGAAAGGUGUUCCAGAGAGAAUUGAGAAAAAGAGAGAUAAAACCCCAAAUGUGAAUGAUGUAAAGAAAAUGAAUGAUAUUGAAAUUGCUGCUUUAAUGGACCAGCUUGGUAUUCUGAAGAAGGAAGUUGAUGAUUUGGAAGCACUCAAUAAAAUUCUAGAAGAUGAUAAGAAGGGAGCUGGUGAAGUUAAACAGAGACUAGAAGAUGCCAGGAAUGAAGUGAAAAGUAAAGACUCUCAAAUAAGGCAAUUGGAAGAGGAACUAAAGAAAUCACCUAAAGGCAGAGAAGAAGUUGAGAAGAUCCAAAAUGAAACAAAAAAAGAACAAAAAAAGUAUACACCAAAGACAAAUGAAGAAUCUGUACCAACAGCAAAAGAAGCCAAGCAGCUACCAGAUACUAAAUUACAAGAACUAAUGGAUGAGUUGGCAUCAACAAAGAAUCAACUGAAAGAUCAAGAGGCUCUCAUGAAGCAACUGGAAGCUGCAACUGAACAGAAAGACAAUGAGGAUAAGGAUCAGAGUCAUAAAGAUGAUAAAAUCAAAGAACUCAAAGAUAAAAACAAGAAACUUAAGGCUAUGAUUUCUGAAGCAGCAAAGGAAGUGAAGGAAAAGAUCAAGGAAAACAAAGAAAAAGAUAAUCAAAUAAAGAAACUUGAAGAUGAACUCAAAAAGAUUCCCAAAGGUGAUGAUAAAGUUGAAGAGAUCAAGAAAAGUGUUCCAGAGAGAAUUGGGAAAAAGAAAGAUAAAACUCCAAAUGUGAAUGAUGUAAAGGAAAUGAAUGAUAUGGAAAUUGCUGCCUUAAUGGACCAGCUUGGUAUUCUGAAAAAAGAAGUUGAUGACUUGGAAGCACUCAAUAAAAUUCUAGAAGAUGAUAAGAAAGGAGUUGGUGAAGUUAAACAGAGACUAGAUGACACCAGGAAUGAAUUGAGGAGCAAAGAUGCUCAAAUAAGGCAAUUGGAAGAGGAACUAAAGAAAUCACCUAAAGGCAGAGACGAAGUUGAGAAGAUCCAAAAUGAAACAAAGAAAGAACAAAAAAAGUAUACACCAAAGACAAAUGAAGAAUCUGUACCGACAGCAAAAGAAGCAAAGGGGCUACCAGAUACUAAGUUACAAGAACUAAUGGAUGAUUUGGCAUCAACAAAGAGUCAACUUAAGGAUAAAGAGGCUCUCAUGAAGCAACUAGAAGCUGCAACUGAACAGAAAGACAAUGAGGAUCAGGAUCAGAGUCAUAAAGAUGAUGAGAUAAAAGAACUCAAAGAUAAAAUCAAGAAACUUAAGGCUAUGAUUUCUGAAGCAGCUAAGGAAGUGAAGGAAAAGAUCAAGGAAAACAAAGAGAAAGAAAAUCAAAUUAAGAAACUUGAAGAUGAACUCAAAAAGAUUCCCAAAGGUGAAGAUAAAGUUGAAGAGAUCAAGAAAAGUGUUCCAGAGAGAAUUGAGAAAAGGAAAGAUAAAACUCCAAAUGUGAAUGAUGUCAAGAAAAUGAAUGAUAUGGAAAUUGCUGCCUUAAUGGACCAGCUUGGUAUUCUGAAAAAAGAAGUUGAUGACUUGGAAGCACUCAAUAAAAUUCUAGAAGAUGAUAAGAAAGGAGUUGGUGAAGUUAAACAGAGACUAGAUGAUACCAGGAAUGAAUUGAGGAGCAAAGAUUCUCAAAUAAGGCAAUUGGAAGAGGAACUAAAGAAAUCACCUAAAGGCAGAGAAGAAGUUGAGAAGAUCCAAAAUGAAACAAAAAAAGAACAAAAAAAGUAUACACCAAAUACAAAUGAAGAAUCUGUACCAACAGCAAAAGAAGCCAAGCAGCUACCAGAUACUGAGUUACAAGAACUUAUGGAUGAGUUGGCAUCAACAAAGAGUCAACUGAAGGAUAAAGAGGCUCUCUUGAAGCAACUGGAAGCUGCAACUGAACAGAAAGACAAUGAGGAUAAGGAUCAGAGUCAUAAAAAUGAUGAGAUCAAAGAAUUAAAAGAUAAAAACAAGAAACUAAAGAGUAUGAUUUCUGAAGCAUCAAAUGAAGUGAAAGAAAAGAUAAAGGAAAAUAAAGACAAUAAAAAUCAAAUAAGGAAACUGGAAGAUGAACUCAAGAAGAUUCCCAAAGGUGAAGAUAAAGUUGAAGAGAUCAAGAAAAGUGUUCCAGAUAGAAUUGAGAAAAAGAAAGAUAAAACACCAAAUGUGAAUGAUGUAAAGAAAAUGAAUGAUAUGGAAAUUGCUGCUUUAAUGGACCAGCUUGGUAUUCUGAAGAAGGAAGUUGAUGACUUGGAAGCACUCAAUAAAAUUCUAGAAGAUGAUAAGAAAGGAGUUGGUGAAGUUAAACAGAGGCUAGAUGAUGCCAGGAAUGAAUUGAAAAGUAAAGAUUCUCUAAUAAGGCAACUUGCAGAAGAACUGAAAAAAUCACCCAAAGGCAAAGAAGAGGUUGAAAAGAUUCAAAAUGAAACCAAAAAAGAACAACAGAAGAAAACAGCAAAGGCUAAUGAAGAAUCUGUACCAACAGCAAAAGAAGCCAGGGAGCUACCAGAUACUAAGUUACAAGAACUAAUGGAUGAGUUGGCAUCAACAAAGAAUCAACUGAAAGAUCAAGAGGCUCUCAUGAAGCAACAGGAAGCUGCAACUGAACAGAAAGACAAUGAGGAUAAGGAUCAGAGUCAUAGAAAUGAUAAAAUCAAAGAACUCAAAGAUAAAAACAAGAAACUUAAGACUAUGAUUUCUGAAGCAGCAAAGGAAGUGAAGGAAAAGAUCAAGGAAAACAAAGAGAAAGAAAAUCAAAUCAAGAAACUUGAAGAUGAACUCAAAAAGAUUCCGAAAGGUGAAGAUAAAGUUGAAGAGAUUAAGAAAAGUGUUCCAGAGAGAAUUGAGAAAAAGAAAGAUAAAACUCCAAAUGUAAAUGAUGUAAAGAAAAUGAAUGACAUGGAAAUUGCUUCUUUAAUGGACCAGCUUGGUAUUUUGAAAAAGGAAGUUGAUGACUUGGAAGCACUCAAUAAAAUUCUAGAGGAUGAUAAGAGAGGACUUUGUGAAGUUAAACAGAGGCUUGAAGAUGCCAGAGAUGAAGUUAAAAGUAAAGACUCUCAAAUUAGGCAACUUGAAGAGGAACUUAAGAAAUCACCUAAGGGCAAAGAAGAAGUUGAAAAGAUCCAGAAAGAAACCAGACAAGAACAACAGAAGAAGACAUUAAAGGCUAUUGAAGAACCUGUACCAACAGCAAAAGAAGCCAAGGAGCUACCUGAUAUUAAGUUACAAGAACUAAUGGAUGAGUUGGCAUCAACAAAGAAUCAACUGAAAGAUCAAGAGGCUCUCGUGAAGCAACUGGAAGCUACAACUGAACAGAAAGACAGUGAGGAUAAGGAUCAGAGUCAUAAAGAUGAUAAAAUCAAAGACCUCAAAGAUAAAAACAAGAAACUUAAGACUAUGAUUUCUGAAGCAGCAAAGGAAAUGAAGGAAAAGAUGAAGGAAAAUAAAGAAAAAGAAAAUCAAAUACAGAAACUUGAAGAUGAACUCAAAAAGAUUCCCAAAGGUGAAGAUAAAGUUGAAGAGAUCAAGAAAAGUGUUCCAGAGAGAAUUGAGAAAAAGAAAGAUAAAACUCCAAAUGUGAAUGAUGUAAAGAAAAUGAAUGAUAUGGAAAUUGCUGCCUUAAUGGACCAGCUAGGUAUUUUGAAGAAGGAAGUUGAUGACUUGGAAGCACUCAAUAAAAUUCUAGAAGAUGAUAAGAAAGGAGUUGGUGAAGUUAAACAGAGGCUAGAAGAUGCCAGAAAUACUAUUAUCCAAAAGGAUAAGAAAAUAAGAAAUUUGGAUAGAGAGUUGGAAAAGUUAGAAGAAACUAAAGAUGAAGAACAACUUCAGGAUUCACCCAUUAAAGAUGCUGACGAAAAACUUAAGGCACUGAAGGAGAAAAAUGACAGCUUGAAAGAAAAGAAUGCAGCAAUGAAAGAAAAUGUUUUGCAAGCUGUUAAAGACCUCAGACAGAAGUCUCAGCAAAAUAAGGAGAAUAAAAAAAGAAUCAAACAGUUGGAAGCAGACUUAAGAAAAAUAAAGCAAGACCAUGAGGAAGGAAAACAACAUACUUUUGAAGAGGAAACAAAAGUUCCACAUGUUGAUGUAACGAAAAUGAAUGAUAUGGAGAUAUCUGUUUUGAUGGAUCAACUAGAGAUUCUCAAAGGUGAAGUUGCUGAUUUAGAAGCAUUGAAUAAAUUGCUAGAAAAUGAUAAAAAGGGAACAAUGGAUAUCAAGCAUAGAUUUAAAGAGGCGAGAAAUAACUUGAUAAAGAAGGAUGCAAUUAUCAGACAACUAGAGGAUGAACUUAAGAAAGAACCAGAGAGAUUUAAAAAGAUUGAUGAAUUGAUCAAAUUAGAAAAUGUUGAUACUUUAGAAAAUGAUAAAAAGGAGAAUGAUUCAACUCCAGAUGUUGCUGAUGUAAAGAAAAUGAAUGAUAUGGAAAUCGAAGCAUUAAUGUCCCAACUUGAUAUUCUUAAGAGAGAAAAUUUUGAUCUUGAAACACUGAACAAAGCACUAGAAGAAAACCAAAAAGAUCAGAGUGAAGAAAAUAAGAACAAUCAGUUGAGACAAAAGAAUGCUAAAUUGAAAGAAAAGCUUUCAGAAACAGCUCAAGAACUGGAUAAGAAAUCAAAACAAAUUAAAGACAUGGAGAACAAAAUCAAACAACUUGAAGAAGAACUGAAAAAGGUUCCAGAAGGUCAACAGAAGAUUGAGGAGAUCAAUACCUCAGUGAAAGAUGAAGAUGAGAAUGAUUCACCUAGUAUCAACAAAUUCAAGAAAAUGGAUGACAAAGAUAUUGCAUUGGUGGAUCAAAUCGAGGCGCUUAAUGAGGAACUUGCUGAUUUAAAAGCUUUGAACCAAGUUCUGCAAGAUGAAGAAUCAGAUCCUAAACAACUGCAAGAUAGACUUGAUUCAGCAAGAAAAGAUGCAAGAGAACAGAGGGAAAUAGUAAAAAAUCUUGAAAAUGAAUUAAAACUUUUUAAGAAUAAUGAAAAUGAGGAUGUGAAAGAGGAUGACAAUAAACCAAUCUCAACCACUAAGGCCAAUAAACCAUUUGUGAGACAGGUGAGUACAUUUAUAUGUGAUAUAUUAUUAUUAUUAUAAAAUAUAAUUUUCUAAGAAAAAGAUUGUAUAAGGAAAAUUUUACUAAACUUACUAAUUAUCAGUAUGAUUCAAAAGAACAUUUAUUUGCUAUUUUAGAAUAGGGAUCUUGUGAAUCUAGAGCUUGAGGCUCUAAUGGAGCAAAUAACAGCUUUGCAAAGUGAAAAUGAAGAUUUAGAAGCACUAAACAAACUUCUGGAAAGCAACAAGGAUACCACUGACAUCAAAGAUAGAUUGGACAAAGCUAGAAAAGAUGCAAAGGAUAAAGAUGAUACAAUCAAAAAGAUGAACAAAGUUAUUAAACAUCUUGAGAGUCUACUUGAUGCUGGUGAAGCCACUUCUAAUGACAAGCCAGAAACUGAUGUCCCUGUGUCACACGAACCAUAUAUUAGCCAGG